Solanum tuberosum (potato) is the source of this 1444-nucleotide messenger RNA. Its product is annotated as alcohol dehydrogenase-like 7. Bases 80 to 1246 code for a protein of 388 amino acids. Gene Ontology annotation, biological process: formaldehyde catabolic process. The record is from RefSeq and is a predicted model, not a curated record. The transcript has 9 exons. NCBI's taxonomy places the organism in Eukaryota, Viridiplantae, Streptophyta, Magnoliopsida, Solanales, Solanaceae. Gene Ontology annotation, cellular component: cytosol. Gene Ontology annotation, molecular function: alcohol dehydrogenase (NAD+) activity; S-(hydroxymethyl)glutathione dehydrogenase [NAD(P)+] activity; zinc ion binding.
AGAUGUAACAAUUCACACAAAACAACAGAACAAAGUGACACUGACUUUAAAAACUCUGUUUUUUUUCAUCAUUUUGAAAAUGGCCUCAACAAAACAAUAUUUUUCUGCUGCUGGCAAGCCUAUUCGUUGCAAAGCUGCAGUGGCAAGAAAAGCAGGAGAACCACUGGUGAUAGAAGAAGUGAUUGUGGCUCCUCCUAAAGCACAUGAAGUUCGACUAAAAAUCAUUUGCACUUCUCUCUGUUAUACUGACAUUAUCGUAUGGAGGAUGAAAGAAUUUCCUGGCUGCCUUCCAAGAAUCUUAGGCCAUGAAGCUUUCGGGGUUGUCGAGAGUGUUGGAGAAGAUGUUAAUGAGUUCAAAGAAGGAGAUUCAGUUGUACCGAUAUUUUUGCCUGACUGUAUGGACUGUGUAGACUGUAAAUCCAAGAAAAGCAACCUUUGUUCCAAAUUCCCAUUUCAAGCGUCUCCGUUGCUGCAUAGAGAUGAUACAAGCAGAUUCACUAAUGCUGAAGGAGAAACUUUACAUCAUUUCUUGUAUAUAUCAAGUUUUUCCGAGUACACAGUCGUUGAUGUUGUUAAUGUAACAAAGAUUGAUCCUGAAAUCCCACCUAACAGGGCGUGUCUUUUGAGUUGUGGUGUAUCAACAGGAGUUGGUGCUGCCUGGAAAACAGCAAAUGUGGAACCAGGUUCGACAGUAGUUAUCUUCGGUUUAGGAUCAGUUGGAUUAGCAGUUGCCGAGGGAGCAAGGCUAUGUGGUGCUACCAGAAUUAUCGGCGUUGGUAGGAACUCUGACAAGUUUGAAAUAGGGAAGCAGUUUGGAGUUACUGAGUUUGUCAAUUCCAAAAGCUGUGGGGAUAAACCUGUUAGUCAGGUAAUAAUUGAGAUGACUAAUGGAGGUGCUGAUUAUUGCUUUGAAUGUGUUGGUCUAGCAACACUUGUGCAGGAAGCAUUUGCCUGCUGCAGAAAGGGUUGGGGUAAAACAAUUGUUUUAGGAGUUGAUAAGCCAGAUGCACAGCUGAAUCUUAGCUCCUUUGAGGUUCUUCAGAGUCAGAAAACUCUCACGGGAUCAUUCUUUGGUGGUCUAAAACCCAAAUCUGAUGUUCCUAUCCUCGUUAAACGUUACCUUGACAAGGAAUUGGAGCUGGACAAGUUUGUCACACAUGAAGUGAAUUUUAAAGAUAUCAAUAAGGCGUUUGAUUUACUCAUUCAAGGAAAGAGCCUACGCUGUGUUAUCUGGAUGGACAAGUGAUUUAUCUUACUUCAAUCUGUGCCUUGUUUUCAAUUAAUUGUACCUCAGCUCUCAAUAACCAUUUGGUCUCGAGCUAGAGCCAAACUUAGACAAUUUCUUAAUAUAUGGAUGUGAUCAUGAGUAUGACAGAUUAUUACAGCAAACAUAUUAUUGCAGAUUUUGCAAAUGUUUUAUCUCAGAAAUAGACAAGUAACUGAG